Messenger RNA from Malurus melanocephalus (red-backed fairy wren), 1628 nucleotides. RefSeq names its product tRNA-histidine guanylyltransferase 1 like (gene THG1L). The transcript has 6 exons. Bases 25 to 915 code for a protein of 296 amino acids. Gene Ontology annotation, molecular function: magnesium ion binding; tRNA guanylyltransferase activity. Lineage: Eukaryota; Metazoa; Chordata; Aves; Passeriformes; Maluridae. The record is from RefSeq and is a predicted model, not a curated record. Gene Ontology annotation, biological process: tRNA modification.
GCUCUUUCCGCUUCCGUGCCGGCCAUGCUGCGCUGCUGCCGGGCGGCUGUGGCCAUCGCUGCCGGCUGCGCUCCGCGCUCCCCGUGCGGCCGCCGCGGCCCSGCCAUGGCCAAGAGCAAGUUCGAGUACGUGCGGGACUUCGAGGCGGACGACACGGUGCUGCCCAACUGCUGGAUCGUGGUGCGGCUGGACGGCCGCAACUUCCAUAGGUUUUCUGAGCAGCACGAKUUCAAAAAGCCAAAUGAUGACCGUGCUCUGCAGCUGAUGACCAARUGUGCCCAGACAGUGAUGCAAGAAUUGGAGGAUAUUGCUAUUGCUUAUGGACAGAGUGAUGAAUACAGUUUUGUUUUCAAAAAGAAGAGCAGGUGGUUUAAAAGAAGAGCAAGUAAGUUCAUGACUCAUGUGGUCUCCCAGUUUUCCUCAAGUUACGUGUUCUAUUGGAAGGAUUACUUUAAGGACCAGCARCUUCUGUACCCACCAGGAUUUGAUGGACGAAUUGUGUUGUAUCCCAGCAACCAGAAUUUGAAGGAUUACCUCAGCUGGAGGCAAGCAGAUUGCCAUAUUAAUAACCUUUAUAAUACAGUGUUCUGGAUGCUUGUACAGCGAGGUGGUUUGACACCAGUGCAAGCACAGGAGAGGCUCCGGGGAACUUUGGCUGGAGAUAAGAAUGAAAUCUUGUUUUCUGAAUUCAACAUCAACUACAACAAUGAACCUUUGAUGUAUAGAAAAGGAACUGUCUUAAUAUGGCAGAAGGUUAACGAAGUCUUCACUAAGAAAAUAAAACUGCCAAAGGAAGARGAAGAAAAAGAAGUGGAAGUGACCCGGACUAAGACUAAAGUUGUUCCCCUGCACUGUGACAUCAUUGGGGAUCAGUUCUGGGAGGAAUAUCCUGAGAUUCUGGCUGAGGAUGGUUGAUGUCUCUCAUGAGUAUAACUGGURGUUCACGUUUUGCUCUGCUUGGGUUGUUGGCAAGUGAGGAGUACGGAUGGUGGCGGCUGUAACCCUCUUCAGCAACUGCAUUGGGUUUAGCACUAUUGUUGCCUAAAAAGAAGGCACUGGUGCUGUCUGACAUACARGGAUAUGCCCAUAUGGAAAGCUGAAAUCAUACCCUAUUUUGAAUGUUAAGAACUUAUGAAUUAAGACUGUUCCUGCCUUGGACAUGUAUAUUUGUAAAAAGAGUGUAUAGAAAUUUCCUGUAUUUCUAUAGCAUUUAAAUCAUGAGAUAUUUUACCGAACAGCUGAACUAUAAAAAAGCUUGCUUAUCUGAGYAGAAAGUUAAUAUUUUGAUUUUCAUUUUCAACUGAGAUGGACCAGAAUACUUCARUUGGGAUCUAGUAUUAAGUUUCAAGGCUGGUGUGUUUAGUCAGUCAAGUGACAAACUGUUCACCUGSCUGAUGUCUGAUUCUUACUGAAAGGAAAUGAAGUGGCUCAGCCGUUUCCUGUAGCUCGUUAGAAGUUUUUGUCAGAUGUACAGGAUUUUUAUACUUUAAARAAGUAAAAAYAAUAGUAUCUUCCCUGCUGUGUUUUAUCAUGUGGCCUUUCUCAUUCCUAGGACUUGUACUAGUAAGUGGUGAAAGUUCCAAACAGUGAAAUUAAUAAUAAAGAUUCCAUACAGACUGGAAUUCUGU